This is a messenger RNA of Clunio marinus, 8860 nucleotides long. The record is from the annotation of a GenBank genome assembly. NCBI's taxonomy places the organism in Eukaryota, Metazoa, Arthropoda, Insecta, Diptera, Chironomidae.
GAAAAAACUUGCAUUUAGAACCUUAAACGACGCGUCGUCGAAGAAAAAAGAAAUAUUCAUUAAAGCUUACAUUCUAUUCCAAAAUCUUAUUUAGACUCAAAGAACCAUUAACUUUUUGCAACAUAAUUAUAAAAAGAUCAGUGAAAAUUAGUUAUUCAAGUGGUAAAGCGGAUUCUUUAUUUUUUCCAUGAGCAGAUUGACAUAGAUAAGGUUAUUUUGCAAAAACGGCUUAAGGAGAAAUUAACAUCCUUUAAAAACAAUAAGCUCGCAUUGAUGAUCCCAGCCCAGAAAAGCUUAGACGAUAAUUCAGUUCAAGAAGGAAAUUUCCCUUGUUGUGACUUAAUAAUCAUCAUUUCAAAUGUCACGAUUGACAAGCGAUAAAAAUUUACAACAGCGGCAACCAAACGAUCAGAAUCAGGAAAUUGUUCAGCCAAUCCAACAGCAUCAGCAACGUCAGCCAUUUCAAAUCAUAAGAACUCCAGCUACCCAGUACCAAUCAAGCUCCAACUUAACAGCAACUGAAUCAAUUUCAAUCAUUAAUAAUAGUGUCACCUUAGUCGCCAACAAUGAUAUUUUGCAUGGUCCUUCUAAUGUGAAUUCAAACAGUAUUUAUUACCCAAACCAGUCAGUAUCGACUUCAUUGGCAAACUCAAAUUUAUCAAUAAAUGUAGCGCCAUCGAAUCAACAAUUAAAUAGUCAAUCCUACAUAGACACAACAUCGUCCAUAGCGAAAAAGCGACUAAAAUUAGAAGUCAACGACAAUUUGAACAGCUCUGAAAGUUCAGAUACAACUGAAAACUUAUCUACAUUGAGGAAAAAAAUAUUAGAACAUAAAUUACAGCGCUUGAAAGUACUUAAAGAAAGAAACGCUGACAAUGUAGCUGAAUUAUUCUUCCUGCAAUCUAGUGGUAACAUGAUGGAAUUUCAAACAUGGCGGAGAAAACCACAAUCGCAGUCAUUUCUAUCAUUUAAAAGAAAUUCACAUCUGGACCCAACAUUGCUUGAUGAUGUAGAUUCAUUCAGAACGUUAAAUUCUCAACAAUUUCCUGAAGGAGCUGAAAUAAAAAUACCAGGCGUAGGUAGCACUCCAAUUGCUGUUUCGACUCAACUUCCACCAGCUGUUGCAAAAUUAAGUCAAAAAGGUGGAACACCUUUAGUACCUGACCAGAAACGUAUCUUAUCGGUUAAUUCUAUUAUUGGAAGCAUCAAAAAUACUUCUUCGGAUCUGAGUAGCUUGAAAACAUCUGAAACGGUUUCUUUGUCAGCACAACAGAUUUCCAAUGAUCAAUUUUCUCUCAAAGCUAAAGAGGAAGUUCACGUUUUACAACGAGUUCAAGAACUUAAGCGUGAAGGAUUAUGGAUGGGUGCACGUUUGCCGAAACUUGCGGAGCCACAACGAUACAAGGUUCAUUGGGAUUUUUUAUUGGAAGAAAUGCAAUGGUUAGCCACUGAUUUUGCCAAUGAACGAAAAUGGAAGAAAGCUGCAGCUAAAAGAUGUGCUCGAAUGGUACAGAAAUACUUCCAAGAUAAAGAAACAGCUGUACAGAAAGCUGAAAAGGCUCAGGAGCAAAAUCUCAAACGGAUUGCUGCUUUUGUUGCCAAAGAAAUUAAAACGUUUUGGGCGAAUGUUGAGAAAGUUGUCGAAUUUAAACAGCAAGUAAGAUUGGAAGCAAAACGAAAGAAGGCGUUAAAUGAAAAGCUCAACUUUAUUGUGGAUCAAACAGAAAAGUUCUCAAUGCAAGUUGCAGAAGGAAUGAAUAAAAAUGUUCAUUUGAGCAGCAAGAAAUCUUCAGUUGUACAACAUGCUUCCGAUGAUGAAUGGUCUCGACCGAAUGAAGAGUCUGACGACGAUGAAGAAACAAUUGCUCAAGCUGAAUCUGAAAUUCCUGUCAGUGGGACGAACGAUGAAAUUGAGGCACUCCAGAAGGAAUCACAAAUGAAUUUCAACGAUUUCCUACAAACAUUGCCAAAAGAUUAUUUACAGAAACGAAAUGAAAUUGUUGUUCCCGACUCAUCAUCAGCCAGUGAAGAGGAAUCUGAUAAAGAAUUUGAAGCAUCAGAGGAUGAGGAAGAUGACGAGCAUACCAUAAUGGAACAAGAAAAGGCUGAAAAGAAUGAAGAUUAUCAAGCGGAAAUUGAUGAACUUAAGGCUGAGGGGGAAAUGUCUGUUGAUGAACUAUUAGCUAAAUACAAAAAUAAAUCUCCAAAUGUUGAUGAAGCAACAGAUUCCGAUGAUGAAUUUGAUUCCGAAGAAAGUUAUUCUUCAGAGUCUGAGGACGAACACAUGGAAGUUGACAAUUACAAACAAAUGGAAGGAUUAACGGGUGAAGAAGCUGAUAGAGAAGGUUUUGACUUGAGAAAUCUUUUGGAAGAUCAAGAAACCACAAGUACUGAUAGCAACUGUGAUAAUGGCAAUACUUUAUUGAAUAAUGUUGCAGCACUAGCACAAAGCAUACAACCAAAAGGAAAUACGUUGUCAUCAACAAAUGUUGUCACUCCAAUUCCAUUUCUCCUUAAACAUACUCUUCGUGAAUAUCAACACAUUGGUCUCGAUUGGCUUUUCACGAUGCACGAUCGAAAACUUAAUGGAAUUUUAGCUGAUGAAAUGGGAUUGGGUAAAACCAUUCAAACUAUUGCGCUGUUGGCUCAUCUUGCUUGUGUGAGAGGAAAUUGGGGACCUCAUUUGAUUGUUGUUCCCUCUUCUGUCAUGUUAAAUUGGGAAAUGGAGUUUAAGAAAUGGUGCCCGGGAUUCAAGAUCAUCACAUAUUAUGGAUCACAAAAAGAAAGAAAACUCAAACGAAUUGGUUGGACGAAGGCGAAUGCAUUCCAUGUUUGCAUCACCAGUUACAAACUGGUCAUUCAAGACCAUCAAAGUUUCCGACGAAAGAAAUGGAAAUAUCUCAUUUUAGAUGAAGCUCAAAAUAUUAAAAAUUUCAAAUCUCAACGGUGGCAACUUCUCCUAAACUUUUCGACACAACAAAGACUUCUUUUAACGGGAACGCCUUUGCAAAAUAAUUUGAUGGAGCUUUGGUCUCUGAUGCAUUUCCUGAUGCCAAAUUUUUUUGAAUCGCAUCGAGCAUUUGAGGAACUCUUUUCAAAGCCCAUGACAGGAAUGGUCGAGGGCAAUAUGGAAUACAAUGAGACGAUUAUUAUUAAACUACACAAAGUGUUGAGACCUUUCCUCUUACGUCGUCUUAAAAGUGAAGUUGAAAAGCAAAUGCCAAAAAAAUACGAGCAUGUUGUCAUGUGUCGUUUAUCUAAACGUCAAAGAUUUCUUUACGAUGAUUUUAUGAGCCGUGCAAAGACAAAGGAAACAUUAGCUAGUGGUAAUCUCUUGAGUGUCAUAAAUGUACUGAUGCAACUAAGGAAGGUCUGCAAUCAUCCCAAUCUUUUUGAGGUUCGCCCAACAAUUUCUCCAUUUCAAAUGGAUCAGAUAGACUUUAAAAUUCCCGCCAUGUUGUACAACAUCGUUCAAUACGAUCCUUUUAAGAACAUCGAUCUGAAUGCUCUCAAUCUUUUGCUUAUUCGUUUGGAAAGUUGUUUGAGUGCUUUCGUCGCAUAUCGAAUAAAAAAUUUAAUAACACCAAAGAAAUUAAUUGAAGAAAUUGAUUCAGCGCCUGAGAUUCCUCCUGUUUGUCCGGAAAAGAAAUACAAACUUCAUCUUAGAAUUAAACCGCAAAUACAAAGUAACAUCGUCACGAGUAUUGGACCUGAAAUUAAAGUUGGAACAAGUCCAGCAAUACGAUCGGAUGGUUCAAGAUUAAUAUUAAUUCAAGAAAGAAAAUUAAAUCAAGUUGGCGGUAACAGCACACCAAUGAUUAUCGACGAAGAAAAGCCAACGGUUAGUUCCUUUCAAAUGCCAUCAGGUGCAUCAUUAAAUCUACGAAGCAAACCUACACAUCAACUCUUUCAAUGUCCUAGUGGUCAAAUUUAUAUUGUUAACAACAAACCAAAUGUUCUUCCGAAAUCGGGAAUGAUGGUUGUAAAUCAAACACAGCAAUCAACUCCUACAGUAGCUCAACCUAUUGCAAGUGCAGUCAUUGAAGCUGUUAGAAAGAAGUCAUUAGUUCCAAUUAAUAUUGUCUCUGAAGAGAGGACUCAAUUAUCAGAGUUUCACCUCUCAGACAUUCAUGAACUUCAACAGGAAUAUCGUUUUCAAAUUUUACAAUUACUCAGCAAAAUCAACCGUAGAAAAUGUGACGCAGUUCCAAUGUAUGGUGAAGACGUGAGAUCAUCGGUAUUUCUGGAUUUUUCUGAGAAGAUUAACAGAGAAUCUGAUGCAUUUAUUGUCAAGAGUUUUGGGAAUGUUAAUCGAUGCAAAAGUAAUGGCAAUGUUUGGAGUUUAGAAAGAACCAUUAAAUCUAUCGAAGAACGUGCAUCUGAACUUAAUGAAAUAUUUGAGAAGUUUACGUUUGUUGUGCCAGCUGUCAGUGCUUGCCGGCCAUCACUUUCUGUAUCACACAUGAAUCCGUCCGAAAGAAAUGAGGAAGAGUUCCGUGAUGCUAAGAUUUCCAAAGAAUUAGCUCCUAAGACAACUCUUCUUCAUACAAUUCAAUCCUCAAUGACAACCCAGUUUCCGGAUCCACGUUUAAUUCAAUAUGAUUGCGGUAAACUACAGUCGCUUGAUAUACUUUUACGAAGAUUAAAAUCUGAAAGUCAUCGUGUUUUGAUUUUUACACAAAUGACGAAAAUGCUUGAUGUUCUUGAAGCCUUCCUCAAUUAUCAUGGUCACAUCUAUUUACGAUUAGAUGGAACAACAAAAGUUGAGCAACGUCAAUUGUUAAUGGAGCGGUUUAAUGAAGAUAAACGAAUAUUUGCCUUUAUACUUUCAACAAGAUCUGGUGGUGUAGGAAUUAAUUUAACGGGUGCUGACACUGUCAUCUUCUACGAUAGUGAUUGGAAUCCGACUUGUGAUGCCCAAGCUCAAGACCGUUGUCAUCGCAUUGGUCAGACCCGUGAUGUUCAUAUUUACCGACUUAUCAGUGAAAAGACGAUCGAAGAAAACAUACUCAAAAAAGCAAAUCAAAAGCGUUUAUUAGGAGAUUUAGCAAUUGAAGGUGGAAACUUUACAGAAGCUUACUUCAAGAGUUCUACAAUUCAAGAUCUUUUCAAUGUUGAUCAAAAUGAUGAUGUGACUGCAAGAUUAACAAACGUUGUCGACCGUGAUAAAGAUCGAAAUGAAAAAUCAUCUUCAAACAAUGAGCAUGAUAAAAAUGUUGUUUGUGUGUUUGAAUCAGCACUGGCUCAAGCAGAAGACGAUCAAGAUGUUCAAGCUGCUACAACAGCAAAAGAAGAAAUGGCUGAAGAUCUUGCUGAAUUUGAUGAGAAUAUUCCAAUCAUUGAAGAGCAAAAAACUGAACAGACAAAGCAAGAAAAAGAGAUUCAAAGUAUUGUUGAGCAGUUGAGCCCAAUUGAACGUUACGCUAUGAAAUUUGUAGAGGAUACUGGAGCCAAUUGGGCUGCGGUGCAAAUUAAAGCUGUUGAAAUGGAGAUUGAAGAACAAAAACGUAAAUGGGAGGAGAAAAGACUUGCACAUAAUUAUCAGAAUGAACAGGAAAAAGAGCAGAUGGAGAAAGACGAUGAAGAAUGUUUAACGUAUUCACGAAAAGAUGCAAUGAAUAAGGUCUGGAUAUCAAAUAACACAAUGAAACAAAUGCCUAUGUGGUGUCCACCAACUCCACCACAAGACGGAAAUGAUAUUUACACCGAUUACUCGCUUUCAUUUCUUUACGACACUCAAAACGUGAUGAACGAUUCUCAGCUCCCAGCAGUUUAUGUGAGGAAGGAUUGUAAGAGAAUGAGAACUGAUGAUAACUUUUUCAUGGAUGGCCGGCGUUCACUCAAAAUGAGGAAAGAUGACGGUUACAAUCCACCACGAUCGUUGUUUGAUCGACCAUCGCCAGCUAUUGCUAAAAUGAGAAAAGAUUUGAAACUUCAAAGAACUCGAGGAUUGAUUCGUUCGAUGCCAAUGGUGAACAUUAAGCAGCAUAUUCCGAUCAAACCAUUAACAGAACCCGAAGGGAUGGCUGAAUGGCUGAUUUUUGAAGAUCGUGCAAUUCUCAAUGUGAUUCAAAGUCUUCAAGGAUUGCCAUUAAAUUUGAUGAUUAUUUCUCCUGGCCACACACCUAAUUGGGAUCUUGUCGCUGACAUUGUUAAUCAAACUUCAAGAACUUAUCGAUCGCCGAAGCAAUGUCGUUGGAGAUAUGAAGCCGUGAUUGUUCCUCGUGAAGAAGGAAAGUUAAUUGACAGUCCAAAGAAACAAAAGAAAAAUAAGAAUUUACUGAAGACCGUAAUGAAAAACACAAGAACGCCUCGAACAUCACAAUUAUAUCAGAAUGAUAACAAUAAUUCCUUCAUUAGACUUACGAAGCUUAAAUUCGAUGCUGUCAAAACUGCAAUGACCAAGAAGCAACCGCAAUUGAAGAAAUAUGUGGGAACAACUGCGCAUAAUCAGAAACAUCUUUCAGUUCUGCAUGAAAUUGGAAUUGUUAAUUAUGACUCUCCGCCGUCUCCAAUGGACAUCGCUCAUCGUUGUUAUGAAAGACUCGUGCAAGAUCGAAGUUUAGCUCAACAAAAAAUGGAACACCAAGUUAAAAUACAAACAACAAAACUCACACUUAUGGCUGAUCAACUACCUUCAUCAUUACAAAUGCAACAACAAACAGCUUCAAUACCUUCUCCACAAUCAUCUCAAAUGACGCCUUUACAACAAGCAACAAUUGUUGUUCAACCAUCAGGAAGUUGUCCUCAAGGUGUUGUGACGACACCAACUUCACAACCUCAAGCAGCUCAGCAAUCAAUAACCGCACUGAUGCAUAGUUCCCCAUUACAAACACAAAGAAUUCAGACACAAACAAUAAAUUUGACUCCAUCACAAAACUCUUCUCAACAGCAACAAUUAAUGAAAGCGAUUGUUGCGUCACCUGGUGGUGGACAUCAGCAAGCAACUCUUCUUACAGGAAUUAUUCAACAAUUAAAUCCACAACAAAUACAAAAUUCUCAAUCGAAUUUAAUCCAAACAUCGUCAGUUUCUGUUGUGUUAGCAUCACCACCAUCGACAGUCACAAGUGUUCAACCUCAAAUUGUGUCGAUUCAACCGACUGUAUCAAUGGCAGCAUCAACAUCAAUUGUCACACAACCUGGUGGUUCACUUGUACAAGCUAUAAACUCACAAGGUCAAAAUCAAGUUGUGUCUGUUUCGCAACUGGCCAUUGGAUCAACAAGCUUGACAACUCAAGCGUCACCUGUUGGAACUCAAGCACAAGUUCGUCAAAGAUCAGUUUCUAAGGAAGUUGUCUUUCAACAUCGUCCUGGAUCUCAAACGCCAACAGUAAUUUCACUUAGUGGAUUAUCUGGUCAAGGUUUAACAAAUUUACAAAAUGCAACUUUAAGAUUCACAUCGAAUUUCAGUCCACCGAAUUUCCGAGCAGCUGCAACUGACAAACAACAACUUGUCACUCAAGGAGCGAAACGUUUUGAGCUUGUAACCACAGGAACUCCACAAUUUCAUAUUUAUGGACAACAACAAGUUCGUCAGAAAAUAAGAUUUCUUCAUGCUGGUCAACUGACUCAAGCUGGAGCCACAAAUCAAACGACUUUAGUUCCUUCAAGCGGCGUCGGUCAAACAGUUCAAGUUCAAAGUGGACAGAAGAUUACUGUCGCCACUAUUUCCGGUUCUAAUACUUCACAACCUCAAGCACAAGCAUCACAAGUCAUAACAGCAGCAGAGGGAGUUGAUUCAACUGCUUCUGGUAUUGGAAAUGUCACUGUGCAAGGUGGACCACAACAACGAGCUCAAUUCAUAAAACAAAUUGGAACAGCACAAGCGAUUGGUCAGAAUUCUAAUCAGAAGUUAGUUAUGGUGAAACAUGAAUUACCGCAACAAUAUAAAACAGGUCAACUUCAGUUAACAACACAAACUCAACUUGGAUACACUCCAGCUGGAAAUUUGCAACUCCAACAAGCAUCUGGCUCUACAAGUGGCCAACAACAAAUCACAACGUUGAUAAAGACUUCAAGCAAUUCAGGAAUCACAACAGUUGCUGGUGCUGGGCAGAUUGGAAUGAAAUUGACACCUGUGCGAGCGAGUAUUGGACAAACACAAACUGUUCGACAAGUGGCGAUUCCUCAAGCGAUGACGAUGAACAUUCAAGGACCUCGAAAAACUGUUCCCAAAGUUACUAGAAUUGCGCAAGUCGCAGCAAGAGGUGGUCUUCUAUUUCAACAAAAAGAUGAAGGAGGAAAAGUGACUCUUCAAGAGGUGAAGCCUAUAAAAACUCAAAAUCAAAUCUUCUUAAGUAAUCCAAGUAGCGUAAUUCCUGUAACUGUAUCGCAAUCAUCAAAUUCUCGAGGUGAAACCUUGCAGUUUGUAUCUCCAACCACGAGAGGCAUUCCAACAAGUAACAUCAGAUUUCAACAAGCAAUGCAAAAAAUGCUUGCAAGUAAUGAAAAUCCAUCAACGAUUGCACUUUCACAAGUUAUUGGUCAGAGGCGUCUUCAAGCAGUGACAGUUCAGAAGCCUCAAUCAAAUAUUCAACAACAAAUUGCAAUUGAUGGAAAUGUCAAUCCAACUUCAACACAACAGCAACUACAAACAUCUUCCAGUCCUUCGCAGCAGACAACAUCGCAGCCUCAACAUUCCCCAUAGCAGAAAUAAUUUCAUCAAUCAACCGAUUUCAAAUUUUAAUUAUACUACCACACCAUUCAAAUAAUAAUUAACAUGAUGGAAUUUUAAAGACACAAAGACAAGUUUGAUUUUCGAUAGAUUAAAAUUAUUUUGAAUGCAUCUAAUUUUUGAUCAAUAAAAUCUCAAAAUGAUAUUAUGUUUUUGAACAUAUCUACUUACACAGCAUACAUCAAA